CGGGCCGCCUCCUGCAGCCCAACGACCUCCUUGGAACCAACAUGGUGCUGGCGAGCGCCGCCGCCUUCAAGGGCGCGUGGGCGGCGCCCUUCGAGGUCUCGUCGUCGCGCCUCCAGCCUUUCUACGCGGCGCCGGAGGAGCCCCGCGACGCCGUCACCAUGACGCAGAGAGGAGUGUUCAACUACGGCGAGUCCGAGGACCUGGGUGUUCAGAUCCUGGAGCUACCAUACGCCAACAGCCCCGUGUCGCUGUACGUCCUGCUGCCCCCUCUGAGCGCCGGCUCCCGAGGGCUGGCGGACACGGUGGACCGCCUUUCCCCCCCUCUGCUGGAGAGCGCCCUGGCUGCCAUGAGCCCCGCCGUGGUGAGGGUCGUCAUGCCCAAGUUCAAGAUCGAGUCGCAGGAUGGGGACAGCUUGCAGGAGACUCUCUCCCGCCUCGGCGUGAAAGAUCUCUUCAGCGAGCGCGCAAACCUCUCCGUGUUUUCCCCCGAAGGCAACCUGAGGGUGGGUCACGCAGCCCACAAGUCAGUCAUGGAGGUGGACGAGGGCGGCACCGACAGCUCCGUCUCCCCCUCAGCCAAGAACUUCGUCGAUCCGCUCGCCAGAGGACGACCGGCAGGAGAGUUAGGCCCGCUGAGGAACCGGGUGUUCGUGUGCAACCGGCCCUUCGCAUUCCUCCUGAGGGACACCCGGGCUGGGAGGCUGCUGUUCAUGGGCGCCCUCAAGGAUGCUCCACUGUGAGGGGCGGCCGGCGAGAGGGGGAUGGCGAAGCAGGUUGAACGAAGCAAGAAAUACAGUGAAGACAGAAGACAGAGAAACCUUGAUAUUAGGAACACGAGAGCAAUGUCUCGAAAGCAUGGCGCCUCCGUCCCUAUUCUUGGGUAAGACGUAAAAGUGGCCCAUAUGUAUACGUAUGUUAAAUACGUAUUGUUCAUAUAUGCACAUCUGCGUAUGUCCAUAUAUGCAUGUAAAUAUCUACACGAAGUAUUUUUCUUCAUUGUUUGACAAGGCCCGGUGUUGUGACUGUUCCGGAUAAUAACUGUUUUUACUUUAUUCCCUCCGGUAUUACAUUGCAUUAUUAUUAAAUUAUUUGCUUUAUAUCACUGUUGAGUGUUGGAUGUAUAUGUAUACACACAUUUAUACACACACACAC
Penaeus indicus is the source of this 1152-nucleotide messenger RNA. Its product is annotated as leukocyte elastase inhibitor-like. The transcript has 3 exons. Bases 42 to 740 code for a protein of 232 amino acids. Gene Ontology annotation, molecular function: serine-type endopeptidase inhibitor activity. The record is from RefSeq and is a predicted model, not a curated record. NCBI's taxonomy places the organism in Eukaryota, Metazoa, Arthropoda, Malacostraca, Decapoda, Penaeidae.